Chilo suppressalis (striped riceborer) is the source of this 2407-nucleotide messenger RNA. The record is from the annotation of a GenBank genome assembly. NCBI's taxonomy places the organism in Eukaryota, Metazoa, Arthropoda, Insecta, Lepidoptera, Crambidae.
ACUUAAAAUCGCUUAGUUCCCAUAGUAAAAUAUCGUAAGUAUGACUUACUAUACUAUACUUCCAUAUCAGAUACUUUUCAACUAUCUUAAGUGACUACUUACGAUACUAUACCAUGGGAUAAAAAUAUAAAUGGUUGUCGUAUUUAAACUUCCGAAACUUUACUUUGAAAUGUCAACGUAUUUUUCUAUUGUAUGUGAUACUUAGUAUAUUUUACUCUGGUACAACUUAUAAUUUACAAUAUUAUUCUUUCCGAAAAAGAGCAGUUUUAAGUAUUUUUUAAUAUUUUUGCAGAGUAACCACUUCCGUUCGACGUAAACAUUGCAGAAAUAAAUGAAAUGAUGGAUUUGUUAACUGAUUCUGAGGAAUUAUUUGAAGUAAAUAAUGUUUCACUUAUGGAACAAAGUCCUGAUGAGGAGUCUUCAGCCAUUAUUGAGAGCAUAACGCGACAUCCUUCGCCAGACUGUACAAUAAAUCAUCUAGAUUUUGAUUGUGAUAACCAAUUCUGUCCCUGGUUUAUUGAAAAAGAUAUUUCACCACCACAAUCUGUUGAUUCAACUUACACUGGUUUGGUUUAUACUCCGCAAGCAAACACACCUUUAUCUUCUUUCUCAGAAGCGACAUUACAAACUUCUAGAAAGAGAAAGAACAACCCAAGAAAGGACAAAGGAAAUAUCAGACGUCGUCAUGUUACUGAAUGGAAAGACAACAAGAGGAAAAUAUUAAGAAACUUGGGUAAGGCGUAUAAGAGUCGCGACGGUACUUUUAGGUGUGGUAAAUCUUUGGGACCUAUAUGUCAUACGAAAUGCAGAUUACAAUGUUUAACUAAAAUAAGUAAUGAGGAAGGAAUUAUGAUUUUUAAUCGGUUUUGGGAUUUAGGUAACCGUGAAAGGCAAUGGGCUUUUAUUGCAAAUUUGGUUGUUAAACAAAAGAAACGCAGGGUUUUUACUGAUACUCAUUCUAGGCGUAAUUUUACUUUAAUUUACAGACUAACAAAAAUUGAAGCAGAAAAUCAGGAAAUAGAUUUGUCUGUAUGUAAAAAAAUGUUUUUAAAUACCUUUUCAAUAAGCGAACAAUUUGUAUAUACGUCUUUAGAAAAAAAAGAUAGCAUAAGCGGUAUAGUAGAAGCAGAUAUGCGAGGUCGUCAUUCCAAUCAUCGCAAAGUAAUAACUGAAGAUGUUAUCAAAAGUGUAUGUGAUCAUAUAAAAUCUCUACAACCGGUAGAGUCACAUUACACUCGCAGCAGAAGCAAUAAACUUUACUUAGACGGAGAUCUAAAUUUUAGUCGCUUGUUCGAUUUAUAUCAUGAGUGGUUCAAUACACUUACUUACACUUCCAAAGCUAGUUCUGAACGGCAAUACCGUGAUAUCGUUAAUGAACACUUUAAAAUUAGCUUCCAUGUUCCAAAAAAAGAUCAAUGUGACAAAUGCCAUAUUUACAAAAAUAUAUCGAUUCCAACUUUAUCAGAAACACAGUUAUACGAACAACAUCUUAAUAAUAAAAAAAAAGGUCGAAAACAGAAGUUACUUGACAAAGAACUUGCCAAAAACUCAAACGGAAGAUUGACAGUUGCUACAUUCGACUUUCAAAAAGUUCUCACUGCUCCAUACGGAAAUAUAAGUGUCCUUUAUUAUAAAAGAAAGCUCUCUGUAUUUAAUUUUACUGUUUUUGACUCAGCCGCACAAGAAGGUACGUGUUUCAUGUGGCAUGAAGGACAAGGGAGACGCGGGGCCAAUGAAGUUGCCAGUUGCUUAUUUAAGUAUAUAGCUAAAUAUAAGGAUCAAGGCACACGUGAAUUUCGGUUUUGGUCGGACAAUAUUGUAGGCCAGAACCGAAAUCGAAUUCUUUAUGCUAUGUAUAUGCACGCAGCUAUAACAUUCGAAGUCACUAUUCAUCAUUGCUUUUUAGAAGUCGGUCAUACCCAAAAUGAAGGUGACAGCGUUCACGCAUUAAUUGAAAAAACUGUUAAGAAUAAGCUUAUUUAUACACCAUUUGAGUGGUAUUGUUUAGUUCGUUGGGCUAAACAAACUGGAAAGCCUUACGUUGUCGAAGAAUUGCAGUUUACCAACUUUUUUAAUUACAAAGCUUUAUUAAAGGGAAAUUGGGUGAAAAGCACUAAUGGGGAUAAAGUGCAAUGGAAUAAAAUUAGAGAAGUCCUUAUAAAACCGGAAGAUCCCUAUAAGUUAUUUUAUAAAUAUGAUUUAGCUGCGGAUGAUUAUCAUGUUUUAUGUGUAAGGGCCUCCACCAGGAGACAAUGUGUUUCCAAUGUAGAAGCACUUUAUGAAACCUGUCUGCCUAUUCCCAAGGCAAAAAAUUGACUUAGUGAAUAUGUGCAAGUCUCAAAUCAUUCCCAGUACUCACCAUGUUUUUUUCCAAAGUUUACCAGAGAGCGACAAUAAUGUUAAUAUU